CGGUGCUGAAGAUGAUUAUAAAGAUAGAUCAAGCGAUGUCCUGACAGUUCCAGAAGAAAAAAAAGCAUCAAAGAUAAUUUUAAAAAUCUCAAAAGAUGAAAGAGAGGACGUAAUUAAUGAUACACCUUCAGGAUAUGUUGACCUUUAUAAGAAAUGUUGGUCUUAUUAUCCGUAUCAACGUCCAAAGUUAGAUACGAUAUUAAGUAAACUUAAAGAGCUUUCUGCAGAAUCAUCCGUUAAGUUUAUUACAAAUAACAUUGUUACACACAAACCGGAAAAUAAAGAUAAUAAAACCAAAUCCACUAAAAUGAAUAUUGAUACUAAGUAUUCUUCAACUGAUAAAAUUAUUACAGAAUCCGAGUUAGAUGAGAAUACGAUUGAAACGCAAUGCGAAAUUCCUCAAAUAAACGUAGAAUCUGCCAAUCAAUCAAACGUCCAAGAAAUUUCUAUUUUAACAAUUCCUACACUGACAUUCGAUGAGUCCCAAAAAUAUCUAAUUAACUCAGAGCAUUUCGAUCUUAUUUCUACGCUAAUUGAUCAUGAUUUAUCAACAUUUAAUGAUAAUAAAUGCAAAUAUAAAAAAAAAUCCUAUGAAAAAGUAAUCAGGGAGUCAUCUGGCUAUUUUUCUGUAGAAGAAUAUGAGGUUUUUCAAAUUUUAAAGCUAAGGUGA
This is a messenger RNA of Dentiscutata erythropus, 670 nucleotides long. The record is from the annotation of a GenBank genome assembly. Lineage: Eukaryota; Fungi; Glomeromycota; Glomeromycetes; Diversisporales; Gigasporaceae.